This is a messenger RNA of Rubroshorea leprosula, 748 nucleotides long. Lineage: Eukaryota; Viridiplantae; Streptophyta; Magnoliopsida; Malvales; Dipterocarpaceae. The record is from the annotation of a GenBank genome assembly.
UGUGGCUAGUCUUUUAACUAAGGAGGGUCAAAGAAGUGAAUAAAUAGGAAAGAAGAUUUGUAUUGUAAGUCACAAGUUCUAGCAAUUCAGGGGGUUUUUUGGCUUAUGACUCUGGUUGUCUUCUUCAUUUAGUAGGAAGCAGAAGAGGAAAACAAAAUGCAUCAUUUUCCCGUUAAAAGCAGUCUUGUUGAUUCAGGUAAAGAAACUACAGGCAAUGAGCAACCUCUUUGUCCUAAACCUCGCCGCCUUGGCCCCACCAUGCCGGAGUUUCUGAAGCCUCUGAGAUGUACUAAUCACAGAGACAUAAACACUGAACAUGGGGGAAGUAGAGUUCUUAACAUGAUUGCCGAAAAGACGGUUGAUGAAAGGGAAUUCACAUGCACGGGAUGCUCGCCGGCGUGUUACGCCGGGUCACCGCCGGACAGAACAGGCAACCCCUUGGUUCACGACGUCCAGUUCCUGCUUCAGAUGGAGCUCCUUUCACCCUUCACAAGAUGAAAAAUACCAAACUUUCAGAUAAAUUCGGCUUCACCUCUGUCUUUUUCCGGUGGUCUUUUCCUUAGCAUCUUCGUCCAUUAGUAUGAAUUUUCCGAUUUAAUCAUGGACCUCUCUCUGUAAAGUAAAUACAUAUAUUAUGAGUCGAAUUAGACUCAGUUGUAUCUUUUGUACAUACUAUUUUCAUAAUUUUUGUCGGAGACUAUGAAAUUUUGUUUCUUUCUGAGAUUUUCAAUGAAUUUGAAACUUUCCC